Molecule: messenger RNA, 550 nt
Organism: Fusarium redolens
Lineage: Eukaryota; Fungi; Ascomycota; Sordariomycetes; Hypocreales; Nectriaceae
Exons: 1
Coding region: 98-394 (98 amino acids)
Source: RefSeq, a predicted model, not a curated record
UUUUACCAAGAUUCGAUAGAGAUCGUCCCUCACUAGUGUCUUGUUCAAGGGUCUUUCGUGGAGAAUCCAAGGCACGAGUACUGUAACACCAAACUUGAUGCAUUCUGUUGUCCUUUUUGGCUUUUACAAUCUUCUCUUCUCCUAUCAAUUUCUGUGUAUCUUGUUGAGGAUAUCCCAAAUUGACUGUACCUGCAGCCAGAUACCGAAUAACACCUCACAGCUUAUCAUCCUUGCUGAGCUCCCCGGAUCAAGCAAGCUAAGCUUAUGGGUCCGGUUACGGCGACCUUUCAAGAACAGCUUGAACCCUGGCCAGCAAGAAACAAACAAGGACACAGCAAAGCAACGGUUGUCAGCAGCAAGGAAAAUAAUUCUACUGGUGCUCACAGACGUCUAGAAGAGGUGUCAAGUCCUUUUUGACCCAUUGAAAAAAAAGUGAAACAGCCAAUGCGGUGUAGUAUUCCUCCAGGCUAAUGAUGAAAUGCCCCGACAUCGCCGUCCAUUUUGGUGACAUCGGCGGAAUCAGCGGAGAUACUGGCCGCCUAUGCCGCCG